GGCUCCUCCCCAGCGCAGUGUGUCAGUGUGAGAGGCGGACAGACAGAGGGACAGAUAGAGGAGAGAGAGAGAGAGAGAGAGGUCGCCAAUGCGCUUCCACAACGCCGUGCUCUCGGAGUCAUUCUCGCUGUUUUUGAGCUUCGGUCUGAGUUUUUCUGUGUAAUUUACGCGGCGUUUCCUCCUCCCCAGGCCCGAGAGAGAGAGAGAGAGAGAGAGAGAGGGAGAAGGAGAAGGCGAAGGCGAGAGCGCGCGGCGCGUCCCCGAUGGCGGGCUGGAAGGACGGCGCGGUGCAGGAGAAGUACCGACUCGUGGUGGUGGGAGGAGGCGGCGUGGGAAAAUCCGCAUUAACCAUCCAGUUCAUUCAGGUAAACAAUCCGGCCCGGGAGAAAGCAGAACCUCCGGAAGAGGAAGUUCCUGCUGGUCCUCCAGAGGCGUGCGUGGUGUUUUGGGGAAACGCUGAGAUGAACUGUGUGAUCUGUGUAAAGAUAACUCCAGCGUCUGUAAUCUGUCCUGAUGAUGAUGAUGAUGAUGAUGAUGAUGAUGAUGUCACACAACAGAACGCUGAUGGAGCCAGCAGACAGAUUCAUUAUUGUCCGAGUCCAGGACGCUCUAUUUCCCGCUGCAGGGUUGGGGUAUUGGACACGGCGGGACAGGAAGAGUUUGGGGCUAUGAGAGAACAAUACAUGAGGACAGGAGAGGGAUUCCUACUCGUCUUCUCUGUCACUGACCGGGGCAGCUUCGAGGAAAUCUACAAAUUCCAAAGACAGAUUCUGAGGGUGAAGGACCGGGACGAGUUUCCCAUGAUCCUCGUGGGAAACAAGGCUGAUCUAGAACUGCAGAGACAGGUGAGUCAGGAGGAGGGUCAGCAACUCGCUCGGCAGCUCAAAGUCACGUACAUGGAGGCUUCAGCUAAAAUCCGCAUGAAUGUGGACCAGGCUUUCCACGAGCUUGUCCGAGUCAUCAGGAAGUUCCAGGAGCAGGAAUGCCCGCCCUCACCGGAGCCGACGCGUAAAGAGAAGGACAAGAGCGGCUGCCACUGCGUGAUCGUCUGAUUGGUCCAUCACCAUCGCCACUCAUCCAGCUGCUAUCACCAAACCCCGCCCCCUCCACCCUGCCUUCUGACAUCACAUCCCGUGUGGAUGAAUCGCUGCCUUUCUCACACGUGCAUGUCUUCAAAAGAAAAUAAACACACACACACACACACACACACACACACACACAGGAACUCUGCGUCCCAGCGAUAUCCGGCUCACGGCGGCGUCCGAGACAUCACGACUAGAAGAACCAAACGGUGACAGAGCUCUGAAGGAGUAUUUCAUCUUCACUUCACUGUCCUGACAUCACAUCACCGAUAAAGAGUAAUCUCAUAAUCUCUCAACACAACACUACACAUCGCUGUUACUAAACAUGAACGCUUUUUGUAUUCUGAAGGGUUUUGUUGCCUUAAAGUGACUAAAACAUCACGCAUAGACAACACAGGAAUGUUGAUGAAGAGGCUUUUAGCCAGCCCUGUGUUCCUGAAGCUUACUUCCUGCGUCUUGUGCCACGUUUGUCUUCUUUCUGUUCCGAUCAACUACUGUGCAUCAGAUAACGCGUUAAAACCUGAAAGUCUUCAUAAUAACAGCACGGUGUUCUCCACAGACCGAGUCCAGCUGGUGGAGAUGUGUGUGCGUGUAAUGUACGUAUACACAGGCCUUAAGCUAGCUCACGCUAACUCUGUGUGUGAUGUUCUGCUCGAUGUUCUCUCUCUCUCUCUGUCUGUCCUUCAUGCUGUCUCUCGCUCACGGUCACCUUGGGCCUGCGGUGAGAAUGUGAUGUUGAUGUGUUUCAGCGUUGGUCCUGUAAGCGAGCGUAUCUCCUCCACGUAGACGCCGCGUCCUGCUUUCAGCUCUCAGCUCGUUGUUUUUUUCUGGCUCUGUUCGGACUCUCAGGUUCUCCUCUUCUCACUCUUCUUCUUUUAUUUCCUCACUGUUCCUCGACAGAAGCGCACACCCCGGUGCCUCCACAAGGACCAUCGCUGAAGAUUUAUUAACACAAGUCAAUAAACUGGUCAUUUUUCUGGCCUUCAUUCGUUUGCAUUUAAACUCUUUGAUUUGUUUUUUGUUUUUUAACUAGGAUCAAAUUCUGGUUUUUGUGUUUUUGUUUGUUUGUUUGUUCUGUUGUUAAUCCUGAACCUGAAUCUUCACUUCCAGCGCUGUGCAAAAGUCUUACGCUGGACUUUUACACAAACUUCAUGUCUUUGUCUUCUGUGUUCGUGUGGAAGUCGUUAUUUUUUCAUUUGUUUGAUUAAACGUUAGAGUGAAGUUGUUGUAGUGGAUCGCUUUGUAGAGUGAAGUUCAGCGUGUGAUCAAAGAGAACAAACAGAAACCCGCAGAAGAACCGUGAAGGUUCUCCUAAAACCUACAGCUGAUGUUUGUAUAAAACCCGAUAAGACUCGGUGAGAACUGAAGCAGCUUUAAACUCAAAGCGAAUUCUCACCUGCUUUAGUUUCAAGUCUUCGCUGUUUCGAAUCUUCACUUUCCAGAACCUUUUUGGACUUUUGCACAGUUCUGUACGUUAACCGUGGGAGAUGUUUCAGACUCUGUGUGUUCUGGCAGUUCAGACGGAUUGAGAUUCCGUCCUCACGCGCGGCCGUGUUUAUUCCUGUCCAGGGUUCGCGUCUCCGUCUCCUCAUGUUUUUAUUUCACUCUUGUCGUCUUCCUGUUUGCGUUCACGAUGUUCUGUAUGAGGGAUUAAACUCUUCCUUUUUGUUUUCUCACACUGUAAUAUAAGAUAUUAAAAAGAAAAAAGAUGGAAGUGAUCCUCUGAACAUGAUUAAAUGUUUUUACUAUAUACUUUUAUACGUUAUUUUCUUAUCGGACUAGUUAACGAGUAUUUUUAUAUGUUUGUAAGUGAAGAUUGCUCUCGUGGGAAGAGCGCCACUGUGUGUAUUUGUAAAGGCGAGUAUUUAAUGAUCUCGGUUUAUAAUAAAUAUGAUAGAGCAGAUGAUUACGGGCGUUAACGUUAUUAGCGGCAGAACGAAGAAUUCCUACGGCGGCUUUCAGUCUGAAGCUUUAUCCUCGAGCAUGUCCCAUGAUGCACUGCAUCUGGCGGUGAAGAGCCUCGUCCUCUGGUGAUGGCGUAGAGUCUCGAGACCAAUUAGCUGAAGUCGAAGCGGCUCUCGGAUUAGCAGACAAAGGCAACGUCCGCCAGGGAAUACGAGCUUAGGAUGGAGGUAAAGGUUCCACCCCGUACACGACUCGGUCCCUUUUUGUUCUAGAACUUUCUGUGCAUCCAUAAUGUGCGUUCUUGCUCCCAUCUCCUCCCUGUACAUCUUCUCCUGGUGCUAUAAUAAUAAACUCUGUGAUUAAACCAAGCGUCUUAUAAAAUGCUUUGCCUGGAACUCAGGAGAGUAAUAUUCUCUACAGCUGCCCCGGUGUGUGAGUUCACCUGAAGAUCCGAUCUAUAAAAUCCUCUCGUCAACGAUCCACACUCGGACUCCGCGAUCAGACUGACAUCCUCAGUGAAAUAACGAACAUAAACCUGAUCCGAAGCCGUUAACACGCUUGAGUGAAUCGGAUCUGAACCCGAACACUUCCAGACGCUCCACCUCAGUCUGAACAGCAGCCGUGACUGAUUUCUGACCCUUACGUAUGUUUAUAAGGUUGGCGUGGAUGCAGCGGGCGAGCAGAUGUUUCACAACACAGAAGCGAAACUUCCAGCAUUCAUUAGAGGUUCCACUACAGUCCAGUGCAGAGACGUGUAGAUCAGCUGAUCUGAGCCAGUCACAUCCCAACCUUUAAGAUCUCGAAGCUUGUGGCCAGAAAAGUAUUCGUUAGAUAUCAGACACUCUGUGGCUUGUGGGCGGAGCCUUGCAGACCGAGACUGCCGUGUGAUGUCACAACGUGAUAUCAAUAUAAACAUGUUUAAGGAAAAAAGUCUACCUUUCUCUUUACAUUUCUCUUCUGUUUUGAUAAAAUACUGAAGGUUUUCUCUUUAUGUCGUAUAAAGGCUAACAAAACUAUUUAAUAAAUUAUGUUUUCAUAAGGUGUGUGUGUGUGUGUGUGUGUGUGUGUGUGUGUGUGUGUGUGUGGGGGGCCUUCAGUAGUUUAUUAAAGCAAAAUAAAAAUGCAUUAUUCCUGGGUUCUGUAUGUUUUUGUGAACAUCAGUGUAAAAUCCAUGUUCUUCACAGAGCGGUCUUCACAUUUAAGCAUGAAUAAAGAUCAAAGACACGA
Messenger RNA from Ictalurus furcatus (blue catfish), 4214 nucleotides. It is a transcript of the gene rras2, whose product is annotated as RAS related 2. Lineage: Eukaryota; Metazoa; Chordata; Actinopteri; Siluriformes; Ictaluridae. Gene Ontology annotation, cellular component: plasma membrane. Gene Ontology annotation, biological process: signal transduction. The coding region runs from base 264 to 1052 and encodes 262 amino acids. The record is from RefSeq and is a predicted model, not a curated record. The transcript is spliced from 7 exons. Gene Ontology annotation, molecular function: GTP binding; GTPase activity; GDP binding.